CAAGAGGUUUCAUCAGCAGCCAUGGCAACCUUUGGCCAGAUCAUCUUCGGCAGCAUGAUUACCCUCAUCGUCUUAUUCUCGGCCAUCAUCAUCCUAAUCUUAGCCCUGUCCCUCUCGGGCAACUUGUCCCAGGUGAUAAGCACCAACACGUUGCCCGUUGCCAACCUCGGCGAGGAUCAGCUUCUCAGCUGCUUUCUGAGCACUAAAAGUCAAACAGCCGGACUCACAGACGUGUCAGUCACGUGGGAUAUGAAGGGCCUGACGGGAACCGUUUACCGCUAUCAGAAUGGAGCUCCGGAUCUUGCCAACCAGAACUCUCAGUUCAAAGGGAGAACGCAGCUCUUCCUCAAUGCUUUGACCACUGGGAACGCCUCUCUGCUGCUGAGGGGUGUGACACCUAGUGACGAGGGGGAGUACACCUGCAGCAUGAGCUCCUCUGGCGGUGGAGGGAACAUCAACAUUUACCUCAGAACAGCAGCCUUUUCAGCCCCAACAUUUCAAUUCACGAAUGGCACCCUGGCUGCUCAGGCAACCAGGUGGUUCCCUAAACCAAGCGUGACGUGGUCGAACGAUGGCGGGCUCGUCCUGCGUGGAAGCACGAGCUUCACGUCAAACUCUGCGGGGAUAUUCAGUGUGGUCAGCACGCUGCAGUCAAUCAACGUCAGCGACACCUACACCUGCACCAUAGAAAAUGACCUGGUGAUCGCCAUCUCUAAGGCAACUGUAACAGAUUCCUCAAAGUAG
Messenger RNA from Perca flavescens (yellow perch), 744 nucleotides. RefSeq names its product V-set domain containing T cell activation inhibitor 1 (gene vtcn1). The record is from RefSeq and is a predicted model, not a curated record. Gene Ontology annotation, molecular function: signaling receptor binding. NCBI's taxonomy places the organism in Eukaryota, Metazoa, Chordata, Actinopteri, Perciformes, Percidae. Bases 22 to 744 code for a protein of 240 amino acids. The transcript has 5 exons. Gene Ontology annotation, biological process: T cell receptor signaling pathway; regulation of cytokine production. Gene Ontology annotation, cellular component: external side of plasma membrane.